Messenger RNA from Aspergillus calidoustus, 465 nucleotides. The record is from the annotation of a GenBank genome assembly. NCBI's taxonomy places the organism in Eukaryota, Fungi, Ascomycota, Eurotiomycetes, Eurotiales, Aspergillaceae.
AUGGGCAGCCAAAAGCGAAUAGCCAAGGAACUCACAGAGCUCACCGAGUCUCCUCCUGAGGGUAUCUCCGUCGAGCUAGCAAAUGAGUCGAACCUCUACGAAUGGAAAGUCCUCAUGGACGGGCCUGAGGGUUCUCCUUUCUACAAAGGCAAAUUUCAACUCAAGCUCGUUCUCCCAACGGAAUACCCCUUCAAGCCACCGACCGUCUCCUUCGUGACCAAAAUCUACCACCCAAACGUAACAAACGAUGAUAAGGGGAGCAUGUGCCUGGGAAUGCUAAAAGCAGACGAGUGGAAACCUUCUUCGAGACUGGGAGCCGUACUACAGUUUGCCAGGUCGUUGUUGGAGGAGCCGAUGCCCGACGAUGCGGUUGAGGCGAGAAUUGCAGAGCAGUAUCGUGAUGAUCGCAAGCGCUAUGAGGAGAUUGCGCGGGAGUGGACAAGGAAGUAUGCGGCUGGAUCAUGA